Messenger RNA from Musa acuminata AAA Group (dessert banana), 2980 nucleotides. RefSeq lists its product as uncharacterized. The transcript is spliced from 4 exons. Bases 507 to 2252 code for a protein of 581 amino acids. Lineage: Eukaryota; Viridiplantae; Streptophyta; Magnoliopsida; Zingiberales; Musaceae. The record is from RefSeq and is a predicted model, not a curated record.
UCUCACAGGACGUCAAUAAAAAAAAUUAAAAUUAAAAAAGAAAAAUAAAAUGAUUAUUACAGGAAAAUAAAGAAAAACGACGGCCGCGAGCCUUUUGCCCUCUUUGGUCUUUCCCUCGUCAAAUUCACCGAUUUCGAUCCGCAUCUCCCUCCGAUUCCUGCUCCAAGUCCCGGAUCCACGACCGUGUUCUGUCCCCCCCUCGUUCGCCGCCCUCGAUUCUUGCCCAUUUGACCUCCCCUCCAAGGGCGUGCCAUUUCUUCUAGGGUUUCGGUUUUCCGUCCCUUGUUUUGAUCUCGAUUUCGAUCUGGAUCUCCACCAUCUGUUGCACCAGUAGAUUCUCUCAUCCACCUGCUGUAGUCGCCCUCUAGCGAUUUGUCCUGUUAGGUCUGAAUACCUCCUCUUCCGUUUAACCUUGCUUUGGACUUUGUAGCUUUUCCCCUGUUGUAAUUUGAGAUCGUCCUUGCAUUUGCGGGAUCGUAAUCAGGUUGCUUCUAUUCGGGUUAAAGAUGGUAUUUAACCAUAAUGAUCAGUCUCUUGCUGAUCACAUGGCUGACCAAUUUUCUUGUGAAGAUGUAAGACAUUUGGCUUGUGAUGAUCAACAUCCACCAUUUAAUGAAGAUUCUCGGUGUGAAUCUAUCCCUACCAAAUCACCAGCUUCAGGCAACACCAGUGAAAUGCCAUCAGGCAAUGGCAAACGACCUCUUUGUGGUGAUGGGGCUUGCCUCGCUGCAAACAAGCGCUCGAAGCAAGCGAACCACAAUGUGCAAUCGAGUUCAUUUGAAGAAAUUGGCUUCAGUGCCUCUGAAGAGAUGCCAGCAGUUGCUGCUGAGGACUUAAAGUUGAAGGGUCAAGGAACUGCUCCUGUCACUGAGGACCUUGCUAUUCAGGCAACUUGCAGCCACUGGUUCACACAGGGUACUAGCCAAGAAAUUGGUUUGGACCCACAUGUUAGGCUGCCUUCUUAUCCUAGUUACUUUGGAGAUUCUUGUCAAGUAGCCAAGUUUGAUGAGGAUGAAGAGAUCUUUUCACCUGAUUUUAAUUAUUUCAAACAGAAGCAUGUUGCUAUUGGAAUGGAUCAUCAGGCUGAUAUUCCAGAGUUACGAUCCCAUGAAUUUAAGAACCAUAUAAGGGAUUAUCAUGAUUGUUCUCCUCCACUGACCCCAGUGACAAGUUCAUCAUCAUGUGAUGAUCUUAUAAUUGAUGGAGGUGUCAGUGAUAAAUGGCUUGGGGCACCUGUAAUGCCUAUGCCUGAUUCUACUUUAUUGGCUUCAGAUGGUGUAGUCUUACACCAUAAUACAGACUGUAGCUGCCCAGAUGAGGGUUCAAUCAGAUGCCUGAGACAGCAUGUGAUGGAAGCUAGAGAAAAGCUUAUGCGAAAACUGGGGCAGGAGAGGUUUGUGGGCUUGGGUUUCGGUGAUAUGGGUGAGGUUGUAGCUCAAAAAUGGACUGAAGAGGAGGAACAACUAUUCCAUGAAGUUGUGUUGUCAAAUCCUGCAUCACUGGGCAAGAAUUUCUGGGAGAAACUGCCUCAGGUGUUUCCUGCUCGAAGUAGUAAAGAACUAGUAAGCUACUAUUUUAAUGUAUACAUGUUGCGAAAGCGGGCUGCACAGAAUAGGUUGGAACUGCUUCAUGUAGACAGCGAUAAUGAUGAAUGGCAAGAAAGUGAUGAUGCUGAAUUUGCAACGGAAGAGGAAGAUGAAAUAGAUUCUGUGGUGGAUUCUCCUCUUGCAGAUGAAGGUGCUGUUUCUGGUGAAGAAGAUGAUCCUGAGGAAGCAGGUAUAACGGAAAAAAUUGAUGAUAUAGAGGAUUCCGAUUAUUGCACCUUUUCUAGGCCAAAUGAAAAAUGGUCCUGGCAUGAUGUGAAAGGAUGUACUACUGGUGAGUCGAACCUUUUUUCUAGCGUGCAGUUUACCAGAAGCAAUUCGAACCAUUGUUCUGAGGAGCAAGACAUUCAGGACCAUUCAUGCACAUCCUAUGAGGGUCAGCACAAUGUAGCUGAUAUCUGUGAUCCUGUUGAUAUUUUUCACUUCCAGCGUGGCUUGAUUGGGGACCAUGAAAACUUGCAUAAAGAGUAUCAGAACAAUGGUUUUAGUGGGUUAACAGAUAACAGUUUCUUCUGUGGUCAUCACAACCUAAAAGCUUGGGACUUGAGUUAUAGCUCUGGAACAGAGAAAGAGGACUUCCUAUCAACAUGCGAUGUGAUAGAUGAGGUAUUUGGAGAAGAACCUUGGGAAAGUGAAAACCUGUCAUAGUUUAUGGUGACCCCAAUUUGUCUUGGGUACUUGCUUCCUUGCUUCACCUUAUGUUGCCCGCUAUGACACAUCUGACUGCACCAGAGUUUCUGAAGUUACUUAGUCUAUGAUUAGGGUGUACUGGAUGGUCGAAACUGUCCCAUGCUCUUGUGAAGUAGGUAAUGACUGGUGCUUUUACAAUGAAACAAAGAUUGCCAUACUGAAAGUCAUAUCUAUUGGGCUGUAUCGGAGGAAUAAAAGUUAGUUGGAACUGGCAGCAUUUAUGGUCAGAUUCUGCAUCUAUAUAUUUGUUUCGUCUAUGAAGAUAUAUUUUCUCAUAUGUCCUCAAUUUAUACAAAUUCUUUCUUCUCUGGCAUCAUCUUGUUUCCUUUGUGAUGUGCGUAAACAGCAGCAACCAUUUGAUGGAGCAAAUACCUCUCACCUCGAUUUCUUUAGCGACAUGUGGGAUAUCAUCCAAUAGGGAGACAGCAGCAGUCAUUUAUUCCCUGACAUUUACUCCAAACUUGGAUUACACAUUUAUCUGCAUCUGGUACUCUUGCAAGGUCAAUUGCAAGCAAUUUUCAAUGAUUGUGUUGUUGCAGAGCUGUAACUUGCAUCUCUACCUGCAGUUUUAAUGCAAAUUGAACCAUUUGCAAAUCUAACUUGUAUAUCAGAAGAUUUACUCAUAUCUUCUCUUCAUUUGCCUUCCUUUUGGCCAUUUAUUUAUUGUGCCUGUGUUAUUUUGCAUC